Mytilus californianus (California mussel) is the source of this 1040-nucleotide messenger RNA. Its product is annotated as cytochrome b5 domain-containing protein 1-like. Bases 67 to 714 code for a protein of 215 amino acids. The record is from RefSeq and is a predicted model, not a curated record. Lineage: Eukaryota; Metazoa; Mollusca; Bivalvia; Mytilida; Mytilidae. The transcript is spliced from 4 exons.
UCAAAUUAACUUCCGGUUUACUUGUUGACGUUAGCAACCCAGUUCCUGAAUCAAUUUUGAGGGAAAAUGGGACGGCCAAAGUAUUUUACACCAAAAGAAGUUGCCGUUCAUAAUACUGUAGACGAUUUAUGGGUAUCGUUCCUUGGAAAAGUGUACAAUCUUACUCCACUUUGCGAAAAAUACAAAGGAGAUGUUUUACUGAAGCCCAUUAUUCAAGCUGCUGGUGGGGAUAUAUCACAUUGGUUUAAUCCUAAGACAAAAGAUAUACGUACACAUGUUGAUCCACAGACUGGUUGUGAAAUACCUUACUGUCCUAAUGGCAGAUUUGUUCAUAUACCACCACCUUAUCCAGAUUCUAAUUGGGCCAAUGACUUUGGAAGACCUUGGUGGAAAGAUGACAGUUAUCUAGUAGGAAUUCUGUCACAGAAAACUAGAAAAGUUAAAAUAAUCAACACUCUUACGUCACAGGACCAUGUUAUUGAGGUUUGUUCAGAAGAGAUAAUGACAGAAAUUUUAGAACGGUACCUGAAAUACAAUGCACAUGCUGCAAGUUAUACAUGGAAAUAUGACAGUCGAAAUCUUGUGAUGGGGAGUACGUUAGAAGAAAAUGGUAUUGAAGAUGAAGAUGAGGAAUUUUAUAAACUGAGCAUGAAUGAUGAUACAUUCUUACAAGCAAUCCAUUUGUAUUUCAAUGAUGAUUUAACCGAAGCAUAACUUUGUAUACAGAAAUCUGUUGAAUUAUUAUACUUUUCAUAAUGUUCUUGCAUUAGGGAAAAACAAAGGCAUUCUUUGAAAUCUGUGAAAUUUUGACACUUUUGGUAAAACUGCCUCUGUGGAGCAUAUUAGCAAUCAGACUGUUAUGAAAUUUAAAACAUUUCAAAAUUUAUAAAAAUGAAAAACUGCUCUUUAACAAAGAAGUGAAGAGAAUAACAAGAUUUGAGUGCUAAUAAAUAAGGACUGCCUGUGAAUAAGAGAAAAGAUUAUAUGAAGUUUAAAGAUUUGUAAUAUACUUUAUUCAUGUAAAUAAACUAUUAUUUGUA